AUCUCCACAGCGCCAUCUAGAUCCAGUGGAGCCUGGGGUCCGAUCGAGACUUCAAAUCAAAGCGAUCCAUUCUGACGGAGUCCCGUCUUGAGCUUUGCGCUCUUGACUAUUCUCUCAAACCAUGGCGCCCGUCCAGCACGCGGGUGCCAUCCCCGACAUUCCGGGCGAAGCAUCCAUUCCCCACAGCGACCUGACAGCAGACGAUAUUCUUCUACCAGAUGUAAACCACCUCAUCACCUUCGUCCUCGCAGCGAUCUGGUUUUUCUUCUGGGCCAAGAACGGAGGGUUCGUCUGGCGCAAGGGCGACUGGGAGGACUAUAAGUCGACGGUCCUGCGGCGCAAGGGCCCUGACGGACGAACACUCAGCAAUGCCACAAAGAGCACCAGACUCGGAGGCGGCAGCGUUGUUGGCAGAGGCUACACCGACGAUGGCUACACCGUGACAGACAGCGCACCGGGAUACACCGACACCGCGACAACAGUGACCGAGAAAGAACCCAAACGCAAGCGCCGGUUUCGCGAAGCCGCCAAGCAGAAGCUACUCCGACGACGACCAGACGACGACCACUGGGAAGGCUCGGUGGAUGAAGACGUGCGCGCCUAUCGUCAAGAGAAAGCCGCCCGUAUCGGCGGCAUCAACCGCGAUCCAGACGGCACCUACCACGGCAGCGACUACGACACAUCGCAGGAGCCCAGCAGCUACCAACAGAGCGAGAUGAGCCAAGUCCGCGACUACGCCUACGAACGGCCCUCCGGACCGCCACCCACCCAAACCCGCAACUUCUCCUUCGUCCCCGGCGGCGACGAAUCAGAAAUUAGCCAGGUUCCUCCUCCCCGCGCUGCGCGCGAGCCCUCUGCCCGCCGCCACAACCGCCGCCGCGAACGUCGCAGUCGCCCGCCAUCCGCCGUCCCCUCCCGCCAGACCAGCCCGCGCAAGCACGGCGACAGACGCUCCGUGCCGGGCCACUACACCGAGCCACUGGACAUGUCGUCUGCGCCUUCGCGCUCAGAGUACCAGUACUCCAAUGUCGACACGGAAGACGAAUCCGGCACCCGAAGCUACCACCAUCCUAUUCCGGGGCUGAGCAAGGGGUAUCGCCGUGAGGGGGGACGCAGCCGACGCCGCGAUAGUCUCAGUGACAGCGACGGCGACGAAACUCGAUAUACAUGAUUUUUCUUUUUCUUUGUUUUUCCCAUCCGCGAU
Molecule: messenger RNA, 1204 nt
Organism: Aspergillus candidus
Lineage: Eukaryota; Fungi; Ascomycota; Eurotiomycetes; Eurotiales; Aspergillaceae
Exons: 3
Coding region: 122-1171 (349 amino acids)
Source: RefSeq, a predicted model, not a curated record